AUGAACCCGCAGCUAUCGAUUAACGCGUACGGCUACAAAGAUACGUUUAUACAUGGUUUGGAAAUUUUCCCUGUACGCGUUAGUUCGAACACUGCGGGGCAGAAAAUUCAUCUAUUGGCUGUGGAGAAUGGGAACAGUCACCACUUUUGCUGGAUAAAAAAUUUAGCAAAGUUGUGUCGAUCGGGUAUAACAAAAUUCGAGCAUAAAAUAUUUUUAUGUGAUCGAUGUCUCAACUAUUUUGCUACAGAAAUCAAACUCCAACAGCAUUCAGUAAAUUGUGGUGAAAAAGAAGCGGUGCGGGUACGAAUGCCUGAAACUGAUGACGAGCGGUUCGUUGAGUUUCAGAAAUUUUCUCAUCAAGAACCAAUUCCAUAUAUUGUAUAUGCAGAUUUUGAGGCGUUAUUGGUACCACAACAUCAUGAAGACAUGGAAAUGGAUCAUGGGUCUUAUACACAAAAUAUUCAAAAACAUGUACCCUACAGUGUAGGUUACUAUGUUCAUUGUACCCAUGAUCCCAACCAAUCGUUUUAUAAGGCAUACCGUGGUACUGAUUGCGCAAAAUGGUUUGUUAAAGAACUGGAACAGGUUGCGUAUACAUUGGAAAAGAAAAUUAAACAUGUUGAACCAAUGACACCGCUCACCAUCGAACAAGAAAUGGAGUUUCUGUGUGCAGAAAAGUGUCAUAUUUGUAAAAAAUCUUUUACACCAACAAAUAGUAUCCGUGUGCGUGACCAUUCACACAUCACAGGUUAUUACAGAGGUCCAGCACACCAAAUUUGUAACUUAAAUUAUCAAACUUCAAAGGUGAUACCUGUUGUGAUGCAUAAUUUAAGCGGAUAUGAUGCACAUUUUAUAAUAGAACCUCUGCUAACAGAAUUCGAUGGCCAUGUUGAUGUGUUGCCCAUCAACAAAGAAAAGUACAUCAGUUUUACCAAACACGUCUCGGACAUUCAAUUACGAUUCAUUGAUUCCUUUAAGUUUCUCUCUGAAAAAUUAGAUAAUCUGGCUUCCUAUUUAGAUAAUGAUACAAAAACUAUUUUGCAUAGAGAGGUCAGUGAUGAUGAUCAAUUUCAAUUGUUAACAAGAAAAGGUGUAUUUCCUUAUGAAUACAUGUCUAGUUGGGAACGUCUUGAUGAGGUAAGCUUACCCACAAAAGAGGCGUUCUACAGUGCAUUAACAGAUGAGCACAUAACGGAUCAGGAUUAUAAUCAUGCUAUACAAGUAUGGAAUACAUUUGGUUUACAUACACUAGGUGAAUACUCUGACCUGUAUAUGAAAACUGAUGUGUUUCUACUUGCGGACAUUUUUGAAAAUUUCCGUAAAACUUGUUUGCAUAAAUAUGGCCUUGAUCCAGCUCACUCUUAUACACUAGCUGGCUACACAUGGGAAGCCAUGUUGAAAUACACCGAUAAGAAACUGGAAUUGUUCACUGAUGUAGAUAAGUUUCUGUUUAUCGAGAGGGGAAUCAGAGGUGGUGUGAGUCAUUGCUCUAAUCGCUAUGCAAAAGCUAAUAAUAAGUACAUGACAGAGGGGUAUAAUCCAAAUGAAACACAACAUUAUUUGAUGUAUUACGAUGUGGUGAAUGAAUAUGGAGCAGCAAUGUCUACAUCUUUACCCACUGGAAAUUUCGAGUGGGUUGACACACCAGACGUCAUGGAAAUUGCAGACGAUUCACCAAUCGGUUUCAUUUUAGAAGUGGAUCUGGAAAUACCCCAAAAUCUGCAUGAUUACUUUAGCGAUCUACCACCAUGUCCGGAGAUAGCAAAACCACCAGGCUCAAAACAAAAAUACCUGCUUACAACUCUCGAAUAUAAAGGACAUGCGAUUAAGUCGGCUACAAGAAGCGAUAUUGAUGUAGAUCAAGCUACUUCAUCACCAGAAGAGAAAAAUAAGGAUGAGAAAAAAUCUGAUGAUGAAUAUAAAUCAUUAACUGAUUAUUUUAAAGAGACUUUAGGGAGUUUAGUUAAGGAUGUUAAAAUAUCUAAAAAACUGACUUCAAGCCCUGCUUGUCUUGCCGUUAGUGAAGCUGCUAUGGAUAUUCGUAUGGAGCGAUUUUUGAUCGAGCAGAAGCAAAUAGCUGCUGCAUCCGCUAAAAAUCUAGAGCUGAAUCCCAAAAAUAAGAUCAUAGAAAAAAUAUUUAAUGACUUAAAACCGAAUUAUAAAAAUAUUGAGGAGCUAGUUAAGUUAAUAUUUGAUCAAGCUUGUAUUUUAGAGGGUGAACCGGUAGCAGAUACAGGGGCUUUCUCAAAAAGACUUAAUGAUAUUGUACAAAAAGCUAAAUUAUAG
Chrysoperla carnea is the source of this 2286-nucleotide messenger RNA. RefSeq lists its product as uncharacterized. Bases 1 to 2286 code for a protein of 761 amino acids. Lineage: Eukaryota; Metazoa; Arthropoda; Insecta; Neuroptera; Chrysopidae. Gene Ontology annotation, biological process: DNA replication; protein folding. The record is from RefSeq and is a predicted model, not a curated record. The transcript has 4 exons. Gene Ontology annotation, molecular function: DNA-directed DNA polymerase activity; DNA binding; ATP-dependent protein folding chaperone.